Molecule: messenger RNA, 473 nt
Organism: Aplosporella prunicola CBS 121167
Lineage: Eukaryota; Fungi; Ascomycota; Dothideomycetes; Botryosphaeriales; Aplosporellaceae
Exons: 1
Coding region: 187-348 (53 amino acids)
Source: RefSeq, a predicted model, not a curated record
AAGACACUAUAUUCCCUACGGCGCCAAAGAGUACCUCGUACGGACAAAAACGGGAGUUCAAUGAUAUCUCGAAUAGUAGCAAUGUGGCCUCCGAAGCAAGGGCAUGGAUAAUGAUACACGCCAGAUGGUAUACGGAGGCACAAAAGCCACCCCCGAAGGUUCUGUAUAGCCGAAUAGUCCCUCGAAAUGGAUACCAGCAAAUGUAAUUGGGCCAGAUUGAGUAAGCAUGGGUUCUGGAAGGUUUACGAGACGGUCGCCGGGCCGGUAACGCUGAUCCUGUUUCCUUGCCUGUGCAUCUAUCUAUUCUGGAAGCGCGACAUCGGUACUUUCUUCCGACAGGCUGUUUAGUGUUUACCCAGGUCUUGGUUGUUGCGGAACACAGCAUGAUGAUCAGCAUUACUAAUUUGGAAAAGUAAGCGUUGCCUGGUCAACAAUCGAUAAGCUCAGUGUAAACGAAGAGUUGAAUUUCCCGC